CGCGAUGACUAUCAAUCCGAGCUGUUGCUCUUGCAACUCCAGCCAGCAACGAUGGGCAAAAUCUAACGGGCCUGGCAGCGCCACUGGCCCUUUCCGAAUUGAUAUGCACACGCAUAUUAUGCCUCCAAAUUUGCCCGACUUCUCCAAGUUGUAUGGUUCACCAGAAGAGAAUGGAGCAGACUGGAUGACGCUUCGGUCACAUUUUGUCUCUAGUGAUGGCGUCUCUGAUUCGACGGGCCCAAAGUCAAACAAAGUCGACAUGUACGUCGGAGAGAGGUUCUUUAGAACGGUGGAACCAAAUUGUUUUGAUCCUGUCGUGCGCAUGAAAGAAAUGGAUGCCACGGGGGUAGAUGUCCAGGUCAUCAGUACUGUACCUAUUCUGUUCUCAUACGACAAACCGAUUGAGCCUGCUGCGGCAUUAGCCCGUUACUUGAAUGAUCACAUCGCGUCGGUCUGCCGAGACAACCCACGACGAUUUGUUGGACUUGCUACAGUUCCACUUCAAGAUGUCUCCAGUUCCGUGGCUGAACUUGGACGAGCAAAGUCUGAGCUAGGGCUGAAGGGGGUUGAGAUCGGGACCGAGAUCAAUGGUUGCGCUCUCGAUGACCCUAAAUUCGAUCUCUUUUGGGCAGCAUGUGAAGAUCUGGAUAUGCCAAUCUUUGUACAUCCUCUGGGUUAUGAUUUGGAACGAGAGAACAAGAGCCGAUGGGGUAAUUACUGGUCUGCAUGGUUAAUCGGAAUGCCAAGUGAGACUGCACUCUCAAUCCACGCCAUUCUUUCAUCCGGAAUUUUGGUGCGACACCCAAAACUACGCUUCUGCUUCGCACACGCUGGUGGUGCAUACUUGCCGCUUCUCGGGCGAAUCCAACACGGCUACGAUUGUCGACCAGACCUGGUAGCCCAUCGUUCUGAGGGAGUCUCACCUCAGGAAUAUCUUGAGUCACACCAGCACAAUAUUUGGAUUGAUAGUCUGGUACAUGAUCCAGAUCUACUGCAGCUUAUCUGCAAGAAAAUUGGUCCGGACAGGAUUGUCAUGGGAAGUGACUACCCUUUUCCGCUUGGUGAGAUGCCUAACCCAGGUGAGAUGUUAAGCUGCGAUGCGAAAGUGGGCGAGUUAUUUUCCAGUGAGACGAGGGCACGCAUGCUUGCUGGCAACGCGAUCGAAUUUCUAGGAUUGGGCGAUAUGUACCAGGAGCAUGAGAUUUAGG
Penicillium brasilianum is the source of this 1208-nucleotide messenger RNA. The record is from the annotation of a GenBank genome assembly. Lineage: Eukaryota; Fungi; Ascomycota; Eurotiomycetes; Eurotiales; Aspergillaceae.